CAUUCAUUGUGUAUUUCUCUUUCGCACGCUAGACAACAUCAGACUGUAUUCGCAUACAAUAAAACGUACAGAAAGAGCAUUUGUUUGCAUAUUUCGAUUUCUCAACUCGGUACAAACGAAUAAGGAACACACAAGAAAGUCGAUUGAGCAAAUAAAACAACAAGAAGUGUGAAACUAGAAAUUAGACUUCAUUGAAUUCGUGGUGGUUAUUUAACAAUUGUAUAAAUUAAAAAGAAAAAGAAACGAAAUAUACUCGGUGGUGAAAAAAAAAAUUUGUGUGUCGUAACACAUUGACGAUUAUACAUACACGUAUAUCAUUAGCCGAAAACAAGCAGCAGCAGCAGUAAAAAAAUGCUCAGAUCGAUUGAGCAAACGAAGCGGUUUUAGUGUGAUUCGUUCAGUGGGAUUAUGUUUGAAAGAAGUUGUGCACAAGAUAUUCCCAUUUCCUCGACGAGAACAGUAGCAGCAACAGUGGCACAACAACAACAACAACAACAGCAACAGCAUCAACAAAAACAAUUAGUUGACGUUGCGAUUCAUCAUCGUUGUGGUUUUCAACAUACGCAAGCAUCGAGCCCAAGAACACCAAAAAAUCAAACCAAAUUCAUUUCAACUGAGUCAUUGAACACACCACGUCGAACGGUGAAAUUUAAUUGUGAUACACCGUCGAAUCGAUCACCAUUUAAAACAACAACAAUUGCACAAAUGGCUGGCAGUAUGAAACAGGGCAAAGCACAGGAUGACAUUGUGUAUGUCGUUGCAAAAUAUGAUUAUGCAGCGCAGGGAAAUCAAGAAUUGGAUUUACGAAAAAAUGAACGUUAUAUGCUUUUGGAUGACUCAAAGCAUUGGUGGCGUGUACAAAAUAAUCGAAGCCAAUCGGGUUAUGUGCCGAGCAAUUAUGUGAAACGAGAGAAACCAUCGCUGUUCGAUAGCAUUAAGAAAAAAGUGAAAAAAGGUUCGGGCUCAAAAACACUGCCGAAUUGCUCGCCAUCACGUACCGUCGAUAGUCCAACAAUGCAACGACGCUUGCCGCCCGAUCCAGCUGAAGCGAUAGGCACCGCCAUUGUGAAAUACAAUUAUCAAGCUCAACAACCGGACGAAUUGGCGCUGUCGAAAGGCACACGAAUUCUCAUACUUGAAAAGUCGAACGAUGGAUGGUGGCGUGGCCAAAGCGGAAAUGCUGUCGGCUGGUUUCCUAGCAAUUAUACAACCGAAGAAUGCGACACGAAUGACGAACAAAUACACACGUAUGCCAUGGCUGAAAAUGUACUGGACAUCGUAGUCGCUUUAUACUCAUUCAAUUCGAAUAAUGAUCAAGAGCUGUCAUUUGACAAAGGUGAUCGACUCGAAAUCGUAGAUAGGCCUGCUUCCGAUCCAGAAUGGUACAAAGCUCGUAAUAAUAAUGGCCAAAUAGGAUUAGUACCGCGAAAUUAUUUACAAGAAUUGCAAGAAUAUUUAUCGCAACCAUAUCGAGGAUGUCAACCAAACAAUGAUUCAAUCGAUCGUCGCAAUGAUACGAUGAAGAGCUCCAUUUCACCACCGCCAAUAAAUAACGUUAACAAUCAAAUCGAACGUCCGAAUUUGGCUGGUAAGAGCUGGUACUAUGGAGCCAUUACACGGAGUCAAUGUGAUACAGUGCUAAAUUCACAUGGACACGAUGGUGAUUUUCUCAUCAGAGACAGUGAAACAAAUAUGGGUGAUUUUUCAGUGUCAUUGAAAGCGCCUGGUCGUAACAAGCAUUUCCGAGUUCAUGUCGAAAAUGGCAUGUACUGUAUCGGACAACGAAAAUUCCACAGUUUAGAUCAACUGGUUGAUCAUUACCAAAGAGCGCCAAUUUACACAAACAAGCAGGGCGAAAAAUUGUAUUUAGUUCGAUCACUACCCAAAGCGAACGGUACUUAAAACAUUUAUGUGUGUAAGGAAAUGAAAAGAUUAAAUCUUAAUUAAAAAUUUGUAUUUGUCGCGUAAAAAGAAAACCAAGUAAGGCAGGAAAAAUGCUAAAUUUAUAUAACUAAUAUCAUAAAUAGCGAAAAGAAAAUAUUGCAUAUAAACUCUAUAUUCAAGAUAACAGACAUUUAACCCUCUGUAAUCGUAAACCGAAGAAUAGAGAUUUUCGUAUGAAAUACGAAUCAUUUACAUGCCAUUUUAUGAAUGUGUGUUUAUACGAAAAGUCACAUAACAUUAUAUAUUAUAUGCAAACAUAUAAAGACACGAAAUGGGUUUUUGAACUGA
Messenger RNA from Contarinia nasturtii (swede midge), 2232 nucleotides. It is a transcript of the gene dock, whose product is annotated as cytoplasmic protein NCK1. Bases 409 to 1902 code for a protein of 497 amino acids. Gene Ontology annotation, molecular function: protein binding. The record is from RefSeq and is a predicted model, not a curated record. Lineage: Eukaryota; Metazoa; Arthropoda; Insecta; Diptera; Cecidomyiidae. The transcript is spliced from 5 exons.